Paramecium sonneborni is the source of this 1339-nucleotide messenger RNA. The record is from the annotation of a GenBank genome assembly. Lineage: Eukaryota; Ciliophora; Oligohymenophorea; Peniculida; Parameciidae.
AUGUUCUAAAAAUUUGGAUAACAACUCAAACCAAUAAUAAAUCGUUCCUCUUCUGAGAACAGAAAGGAAUAAUCAGUUACUAAGCCCAAUUAUCAUUUCACACAAAAAAGAGAGAGAAGUGAAUCUAAAGUACAAUAAUCUACAGUUGAAGAUUAAAAUCAGAAUAGUUUGAAACCAUAAUCUAAUUUGAUUUAGAGUAUUCCAGCAGCAUAGAGAUUGACAAUAAAAUUGCCAGACUUAAAAGGAUAUUAGAAAUAAAUGGAAAAAUCAAUAUCAGGAGCUGAUUUGACUAAGAAACCACCUCUAUUGAAAAACAGAUUGAUAUUAGAUUCAAAAACAAAACAAUAGCUUUAAGGAUAGCAGAAUUCAUUAACACAGACUCUUCCUAUUAAGAGUUAAAGAGAGGAGGGUCAAGGUAGUUAACAAUAAUCAAAAAAUAAAAUAAAGAUAACACAUUGUAGUUAAUCAAGAGCUGGGUUUGAUGGCAUAUAAGAUAAAACUAAUUAAGAUAAAGAACUUUGUUUAUAAUUAGAUGAUAAUAAUCAUGCAUUUGCAGUUAUGGAUGGACAUGGGAUGGAUGGUGAAUAUGUUAGUUCAUUUAUCAAAGAGUUGUUAAAAUGUAUAAAAAUGUUAUGUAUGUAGAUAAUUUAACUAAAUUUUAUAAGACAUUUGAUUUUCAGAAAGUCUUCUUUGAGAUGCAUCAAAAAAUGAAGUUUUAGUAAGAAUUCGGAUGUCAAUUCUCAGGAAGUACUUUGACAGUAGUAUUAAUAAGAGAGAAUAAUAUUUAAUGUGGAUGGGUAGGUGAUAGUAGAGCCAUUCUUGUAAAAAGGAACAAUAAUAAUGGUGGAAAUUUAAAUGUAGUUGAAUUAUCUGUGGAUCAUAAACCACAUUUGGAAAAUGAAAGAUUGAGAAUAGAAUAAAAUGGAGGAGUGGUUGAUACUUAUCAUUUACCUAAUGGAGCACCAAUAGGACCCUCAAGAGUAUGGGCAAGAGGAGCACAAUUUCCUGGAUUAGCUAUGAGCAGAAGUUUAGGUGAUACUGUUGCAGCUGCUAUUGGAGUUUCAUAAACUCCUGAUAUUAAAUCUCAUGAUAUUGAUUCUAAAGAUGAUAUUUUUAUUGUUUUAGGCUCAGAUGGAAUAUGGGAGUUUUUGGAUAAUUAAAGCGUAUUAUCAGUUUAAUUAUCAAGAUUGCUGAACUUGUGUAUCCAUUUUAUCAAAAGAAUGAUGCUUAGGGAGCAUGUUAGAAAAUUAUUUAAGAAUCAGUCGCUGCAUGGAAAGCUCAUAGUGAAGGAAUAGAUGACAUUACUGCAAUUGUUAUUUUCUUUUAAUAUGAAUUGUGA